This is a messenger RNA of Mycena citricolor, 711 nucleotides long. Lineage: Eukaryota; Fungi; Basidiomycota; Agaricomycetes; Agaricales; Mycenaceae. The record is from the annotation of a GenBank genome assembly.
CCAAUACUCGUCGGAAAAAAGACACCGAAUUCAUGAUAUGACUUGACGGAGACUCAUCUGGCGGAUGUGUGCGGUGGAACGCACACCGAUACCUGGUAACCGAUUGAAACGACGUGCAGCUGGACGGAUGAACCGUCUGGCCUACUCUCUUGAUAUCAGCUAAUAGACCCCGGCCCUCGCCUCCGCCCCCUUCAAUAAGGACUCUCCUCAAGGAAUCCAACUGAUGUUUCGUCGCCCUCCCGACAGCCGCCACGUCAAUGAGAAUGAUCGACCCACCACUCCUGAGCUUCACACUUGCUGUCAAGCACGAUCGAGGAUUCAUUUCCUCCCAAAACGAGACUGGAUGUGUUUGGAAUCGUGUCUGAACUGUCGAUGAGCAAUUAGUUACCUUUGAAAACGGGCGGCAGAGGGCGCCUUAAAAACCAAUGGUGUCGAAAGGAUGAGACUCACUAGCAUCGUCGUCCCCGCGCCUCGUCGGAGCUGCGUCUCACAUUCUUUCACGACCAACGCUGCAAGUGUCUUCGUCGGCUCAACUUGCUCAACUGCUUGACAGGCCCGCUUGUCUCUUCUCUCGUUCCAAAGCUCACUCUCUUUACUUCAUCGGCACGGUCCACAUGCGGUUCAUUGCACUUUCUCUUGCCCUCGGAGCACCUUUCCUUUCACUUGGACGGACAGUUUCUGUCCCUCGCACACCCUCCAUCUCCUCCGACG